AUGUCUUUCCUUGAUAUACACUUUAAACUUUCCUAUGAACUUUCGUUCGAUACCUUUAUACAGGAUUGCCUUUUCUACAAGAACUUCACGGAAUCGAUCCUCCAUGUUUACUGGAAUGGCAACCUAAGGAUAUAUAAUUGUAACCACUGUUGUAAGCGCUGGUUCUUCACGUUCAACGGCACUGAAUGCAAGACACCCCGUGCUAUAGACGGUAUCGUUUACAUGGCAAAAGGAGUCGGUCACAACAUCCACCGUGUCCGCCAUAUUGAAGGUCACUGUGACAAGAUCCACAAGGGACCUGUUCGUGUGGGCUUCAAUGUCGGGAACUGUGCCGGGUAUGGAAAUGUGGAUGCCUAUACCAGGUGGAAUUCAAACAGUCGUCUUUUUGUAGAGGAGUCAACGUCAAAUUUUUCAUGUCUGGCGGGUCGUCCUGGUAUCCCUGGACUCCACGGUACACCCGGUGCUCCUGGACGAGACGGACGAGAUGGCAGACCAGGUACUCAAGGUAAACAAGGUCCUCGAGGGUUUCACGGCACUCCAGGCAAGCAAGGACCUCCCGGAGCUCCUGGUACACCCGGUAACACUGGUCCUCAUGGUCUUUCAGCCUAUUCCAACUGGAAAGAGUGUUCGUGGACCAACAUCAACGAAGGAAAAGACAAUGGUCUGAUCAGGGAUUGUCUUUUCUACAAGAAUUUCACGGAUUCCAUCCUCCAUGUUUACUGGAAUGGCGAUUUCAGAAUUACUAAUUGUAACAACUGUUGUAAGCGCUGGUUCUUCACGUUCAACGGCACUGAAUGCAGGACCCCUCGUGCUAUAGACGGUAAUGUGUACAUGGAAAGAGGAGUGGGUCUCAGCAUUCACCGUGUUCGCCAUAUUGAAGGUCACUGUGACAAGAUCCACAAGGGACAUGUUCGUGUGGGCUUCAAUGUCGGGAACUGUGCCGGGUAUGGAAAUGCUGACGCCUAUACCGGGUGGAAUUCAAGCAGUCGUCUGUUUGUAGAGGAGGUACCCAGACCCCAGCCGUAG
Molecule: messenger RNA, 1026 nt
Organism: Actinia tenebrosa (Australian red waratah sea anemone)
Lineage: Eukaryota; Metazoa; Cnidaria; Anthozoa; Actiniaria; Actiniidae
Product: collagen triple helix repeat-containing protein 1-like
Source: RefSeq, a predicted model, not a curated record